AUGAGUUCACAAGCUAUGAAGAAUUAUGCGUCGCAGAUAUUAGAGAUGUUAAAAAAGAAAGGUUUCACGAAGAUUAUUUUAUUGUUUCCACUGGUUAAGCCAAAAGUUGCUGCAAGUAAUCCAGUUUCGCUGGACAGAUACUUUGCGUACAGAAGAGCUUUGGAAUCACUAGAAGAUGAUAUUGUAUCAUUCUGGUGGACACCUGCUGCUGUAUUUUUGGACUUAAAAAGAGACCAGCAGAAUCAAGCUAUGCGUCAGUUCAGAGUGGAUGAACACUACAACAUGAUACCAGUGAUGCACAAAUUCCAUUUAAGUAAGAAAAAUGGUAGAUACUAUCCGAGAUUUGCACGCAAAACAGAGUUGAUUCAGGAAAUGGAUAAAAUGUACAAUUACGAUUGGCAUAAGAAGACACCUCCUGAAAUCAUCACUGAUCAAGAUGGCGCUGAAACUCAGGAGAGCAGAGAAAUUGUAACAGAAGAAGAUGGAUUGCAGUACGAAAUUAUCAGAAAAAAGACCCUGAUAGAGAAGAAAAAAGCAGAGAAUCCUAAAAACAUUGAAAAAGAAGUUGCUGAUGCUGUUAAAAAAAUAGAGAAGUUAAAAAAAUUCAUCAAACCUCAGACACUCCACAAGCUACUCAACAGGAUAGGAAUCCCCUCCCCUCCCGGUGAGGAACGAAACUUAUCAGAGACGGCAGAAACACCUGUCAGCCCUGCUGGGGCAUCAGAGACGAUUAAAAUUAAUGUUAAUCACGUGAAUGGGGCAACACAUAUCCCCCAAAACAUGCAGAGUGCACAACCGACUCUCGAAAGUUCGUUGAACUUGCUCAGGACACCUGUUACGCCGAAACCACCGCUGCGAAGAGAAGAAAUUGAAGCUCGAGUCAGAGAGCAGAUCCUCAGAGAAAAAGAUAAAUUUGAUACGUGUGUAGUGCCACUAACGGUAAAUGGCACCGCCUAUCCGGCUCAACUCGACACAGGUGCCACUCCCAACGUAGUAUCAGAGGAAACAGCCAACAUUCUACUCAGAGACCACUAUGACAAUGUUGAGUAUAUCAUGCUGAAAAGACCUAUAGUGUGUAACUUGGCAGACGAUUCAAAAGUAGAGUCAUAUCGCUAUGUCAUAGUGCUGAAGCUCAAAUUUGGAGAUUGUGAACUCAAAAUCCCAUUUUAUAUCUUAAAAGGGUGCAAUCAAAUUUUCAUUAUUGGCACAAAAACAAUGAAAGUGCUUGGAAUUAAACCUGAUGUGGAAAAUCAACAAGCUACCUGCUGCCCUCCAGGAGAGGAGAAAACAGAGACGUUGAAAUUUAUGUCAGAGCAGGAGUACAGAGAAAAAAUCACACUCAGGCGAAUCAGAGUAAAGAAAAAGAAUGUUGAGCAAAUUGAUCGCAUCACGAAAAAAGCCAACACUGCUGAUAAGUAUCAGGCAAAAGAGCCUGAGGAUGUUGAUGAUGGUCCAGAAAUAUUUUUGGAAACACUGCGAGCAGAUUUGGAGCAAGCUGUUAAUGAAGAAACCAUUACGAAGAAACAGGCUAAAAAAGCUUUCGACAUACUUAGAGAGUUUGCCUGUAUAUUCAGCAAGUACCCAGGAAAAUGGGUAGGACCACCUAUGAAGCUGAGAUUUAAAGACCCUAAAAACAUCAAGAGAUUUCAUGGUCCUAAAUACACUCCUUCGAAUAAGCAGAUGCCACUUGUGAGAGAAGCUCUCAGAGUGAUGGUUGCAAAAAAGAUCGUUGAACCGUCCAGUUCACCUUAUAUCAACGCAUUGGUUGUCAAUAUUAAGAAAAAUGGCGACGUGAGAUUAUGCCUAAAUCCUAUGGAAUUAAAUCCUAUACUCGAAAAUGAUUACAACGAGGCUGGAUUGCUUGAUAGAAUUAUAACGACAGAUGGACGUGCCAAAAUUUACUGCUGCCUUGAUUUUGUGGCAGGAUUUUGGCAGAUGGUGUUACAUGAGGCCUGUAGAAAGUAUUGUGCUUUCAUUGUAGACGGAGAAGUCCAUCAAUUUAUCAGAGUGCCAUAUGGAUUGAAGGUGUCGUCUGCAUUGUUUGUGAAAAUGAUGAACACAAUUAUGCCAGCGAAAAAAGGCAGAACUAAGUACGUUGACGAUGUGCUACUUAAAGCUGCAACUUUCGAAGAGAUGAUGGAACUACUUGUUGACACACUCAAGAUUAUCAGAGAUAAUGGACUUAGGCUUAAUCCAAGGAAGUCAAAGUUUUUCAAGAGUAAGAUAAACCAUUUGGGAUUCCAGCUCCAACCUGGCAGAAUUUUGAAGCAGAAUAAAAAACUCGAAAAGCUUGAUCAAUUCAAAGCCAAGCACACCAACAAGAAAGGUGAAUUCAAACUCAAAAAUGAAAAAGAUGUUAUGGCAUUUUUGGGCAUCGUUGGAUUUUACAAACGCUUCAUAGCAGAUUACCAGCAGUUAGCAGUGCCACUUUAUGAAGUCAUACGAAAAGAAAACUUCAAGUGGGGAGAAGAGCAGCAGAAUGCAUUAGAGAAGUUGGAAACUGAGUACCGGAAGAAGUUUGAGCUGGCAUCUCCGAUCGAGGGGCAAGACUUUUAUCUUGAGACCAGUUUUACACAUGAUGCCAUGAAUGCCGUAGUGUACCAAAAAGGAGAAGAUGGCACAGAUCAUGUAAUUUUAUUUGUGAGCAACACAUUUAAAGACCAUCAGAAGAGGUACACUAUAAUAGAGAAAGAAAUGUAUUCACUAGCAAAUGCACUAAAAAAACUCGAAAUGUGGCUACAUGGUUACAAAGUGCACAUCAGAAAAGAUAUCAUGUCAAUUGUGCACAGAUUUAAUACUUUGGCUCAAAUACACUGCAAAGCAGCAGCAUGGAUUACCCAUUUUAAUUGCCAUGAUUUGGUUUAUGAUUUGCCAAAAAGAGUUGGUAAAUGGUGGGAAAUGCAGGCACCUGAGCUGACCCUAUAUGAAACGAACUGGACCAGAAUGGUGCCACUUGGCGUUGUUUACAAAGACCUAGUAAAAGAACAGUUGGUAGACUGUCUGAAGAGGCUGGACUUGUACCAAAACAGAGAUGAAAAUUGGUCCAAGGUCAUACGAAGACUUCAAGCUGAAGAACUGGACAUGACUUCAAAGCAGAGAAAAGCGAAGAGACAGCUCGAGAAAAAAUAUGUCAUUUUGGAAGAAGAAGAAGGUGUCAGAGUACUUCAUCGAAUCAGAGAAGAUGGCUCAAAAGUGCCAUGUAUGCCAGAUGAGCUGUACAAAGAUACCAUAAUGUACCUACAUGAGGAAUACAGCCAUGUAGGAGCUGCCAAAAUCGAUGCUAUUUUUCGACGCAUGUACUAUUCGCCAAAUGUACCAAAAUCUGCCAAAUUGGCCACAAGCGAAUGCCUCGAUUGUAAACAUAACAAGAACUUUGGGCAGAAAAAGAAGCUAGAGUAUGCUCAAAUUGAAGCUUAUGGCAUAGCAGAUGUACUAUCAGCUGACUCGAUUGGACAAAUUGCUAACAAGGCCAGUGAUCCAAAAUACAUGUUAGUUGUGAAAUGUGUAUUCACUGCCAAAGUAUGGCUGAAAACCCUGAUUGUGGCUACCAAAGAAGAGGUUUCUAAAGCUAUGAAAGAGAUCCUCGAAGAAAUCAAGAAACUGGGGCACAAAGUGCGUAAAGUCAUUACUGAUAAUGGUACUCAAUUUGUGAGUGAUGCUUGGAAUGACCUACUCAAAUCCUAUGGUGUGAAAAUUGGCCACACUACUAAAUAUAAUCCACAAUCAAGCCUAGUGGAAAGAACAAUGAGAAUAAUUGGCGAUAGACUGAGAGUCAAGAUAAAUCAGUCAGCAGAGGACUUCGACUAUACUCACCAUGGCUGGCAUAAAUAUGCCAAACAAGUCGAAAAUGAGAUAAAUAAUACACCAACUGAGUUCGGGGUAAAGCCAAAUGAAGCUUGGGGAAUCAGAGAUGAUUUAGCUCAGGAUUUGCCAGUGCCAAGCAUUGGCAUAAAUGCCAAAUUCGAGUUGAGAAAGUUACGAGAAGAGCAACGUGCCAAUAAUGUUCCAUCAAUAACAUCAGAAGAGGCUCUGAAAAUGAAAAUGGACCCCAAAAAGCUCAUUGUUGAUAAAAAAGGAUUUGUAUGGGUAGCAGUAGACGGUGCCUGUUCUCAAAAUGGCACUGAUGAAGCAAUUGCGGGUAUCGGAAUCAGUUGGACACCCAGUGGAGAUUUCAAUAUUUCCGAACGAGUCGUGCACCCUGAUUAUAAAAAUUCCAAUAAUUUGGCUGAAGUCAUUGCGUUGAUCAAAGCGAUGGAAAUUGCCUUAAAAAAUGAAGUAGAGAAGCUCAAAGUAUUUUCCGAUUCCAACUACCUGGUUACUGCAGUCAACCACAACUCGAAAAGGUGGAUUGAAAAUAACUGGAAAAAUUCGAACAAAAAACCAGUUCAUCAUAAAGCAGCUUUCCAGCAGGUCAUUGAACUAUCCAAAAAAUUCAAGGAGUUCGAGUUAAGACAUGUCAGAGCGAGAAAAUAUGACCAUAAUAAUUUUGUAGCAGACAAGCUGGCCAGAAAAGCAGUCUACACUCAAGAAGUCAUUGAUGAAAAUAUUGACAAUAUGACUGACCAACAGGCGUUGGUGAAUUUUAUUCGUGAGAAAAGAAUGCAACAGAGAAUCAAUAACAAAGUCGCAUUCAACAAAUUACAUGGGCCCCCCACUAUUUUUGAGAAUGGUGAAUUGGUCAUGUUGACUUCGCAUCGCCUGUCGUCGUAUGAAAAAGGCCUGUCAAAAAAGCUAUUUCAAAAACGCUAUGGUCCUUAUACGGUAGAACAGCACGUUGGUAGCAAUUGUUACAUGGUCAAAAAUGUGGCUGACCCUACUGAUGAGCAAAUUGUCAACACUCGCCAAAUGACGUCAUAUCUUAACAAGAACCAGCUGGAGGAGUUGAAAAAUGAUUUAAAGCAGAGAUCAAAAUUCGAUAACAGAGACUUGGUGGAGAAAAUCAGAGAUUACUCAAAGCAGAAAACCAUCGAGCAAACAGAGAAGUUGGAAGAGGAAAGCGAAGAUGAGGAGGAGGUCGACGACCCCAAGGAUCCAGAGUAUUUGCCCAGAGGUUCGCGAAAACAACCUGAAAAAACCCUGGAAAAAAUUCGCCAAACUUGCCAAUCAGAGAUGCCUAAAAAAGAGAUAUCCAAACAUGAUGCAGCAUUCCGAGAGAUAAAGAAGAGAUUACGCAGAAAGCUCCCCCCCUCUGAAGAACGAAAGCUCGAAGAUUGCCUCGAACAAACAUUUCCUGAUAAGAAAAUGUACAGGGAGAGGAGAGAGGCGGCGCGGGAGAGGUACGAAACGCGUUCCAAAGCUAAGCAGGUACCUACUAAUCUCGAAAGCUCGAACUUGCAUACUCGAAAUGCACCGGAUGACCUUGGAAAUCAGAGAAAUAGAAAGCGCAAAAAGACAUUGAAUUUCAUACACCUCGAAAUGCUAGAAUGGAACGAACGUGCAUAUUUUGUGCAAGCUUUCAAGUUCUAUGAUAUGAACAAACAGAGACAAGUCAAAAGCUGUGUUGCAGAUAAAGAAUAGAUGCGUAUCUGCUUUGAAAGCUCGUGAAUGAAAAAUACAUUCUUAUCUUAGUUGUAGGUUAUUUUUAAAUUCGCUACAAUAGAAAGCUUUGAGUGCGGAAAUACCCGCCUUUGAUAUAGAAUAAGUUGUACUUUUAUGUUAUCUAGAAUUAGGCAAAAUUCUUCAUGCUUUUACACAGAGGCGUAAUAUUAUCUUAGUGUGAUAUUUUCUGCAUGCGUUGGAGGGAGCGAAAACCGGUUUUCUCCCACCUUCAGUCAACCAAAAGCUCAGCUUCGUCGAGCUUUCAAAGUAUUCCAUGCCACAGUUCGAUUAUGUGGCCCGUUCGCGUCCGGUUAAACUUUUGGCUUUUGUUUGCUGAGUAU
Molecule: messenger RNA, 5879 nt
Organism: Planococcus citri (citrus mealybug)
Lineage: Eukaryota; Metazoa; Arthropoda; Insecta; Hemiptera; Pseudococcidae
Exons: 1
Coding region: 1-5517 (1838 amino acids)
Biological process (GO): DNA integration
Molecular function (GO): RNA-DNA hybrid ribonuclease activity; nucleic acid binding
Source: RefSeq, a predicted model, not a curated record